This is a messenger RNA of Echinops telfairi (small Madagascar hedgehog), 552 nucleotides long. RefSeq names its product epiregulin (gene EREG). The transcript is spliced from 5 exons. NCBI's taxonomy places the organism in Eukaryota, Metazoa, Chordata, Mammalia, Afrosoricida, Tenrecidae. Bases 1 to 552 code for a protein of 183 amino acids. Gene Ontology annotation, biological process: positive regulation of cell population proliferation; epidermal growth factor receptor signaling pathway; positive regulation of mitotic nuclear division. The record is from RefSeq and is a predicted model, not a curated record.
AUGGCAGAAAAUGAAGCAACGCCACAGACUCAGUGUCCUCUGGCAAUGCAGUUUAUGCAACACCGAGGUGUCUGGUUACUGCGCAAAUACAUGCUGAGUGACUUUGCAGGUUUCCAUCUUCUUCAAGCAGUUCUAAGUACAACUGUGAUCACAUCCUGCAUCCCAGGAGAAUCCCAUGAUAACUGCACAGCUUUAGUUCAGACGGAAGACAACCCACGGGUUGCUCAAGUGUCAAUAACAAAGUGCGCCCCCGACAUGAACGGCUACUGUUUGCACGGACAGUGCAUUUACCUGGUGGACAUGAGUGAACAAUACUGCAGGUGUGAUGUGGGGUAUACGGGUGUCCGAUGUGAACACUUCUUUCUAACCGUCCAAAAACCCUUGAGCAAAGAAUAUGUGGUCCUGACUGUGAUUCUCAUUUUCUUUUUUCUGAUCAUAAUUGCUGGUUCCAUAUACUACUUCUGCAGAUGGUACAGAAAUAAAAAAAGUAAAGAAUCAAAGAAAGAAUAUGAAAGAGUGACCUCGGGGGAUCCAACAUUGCCACAAGUUUGA